AUGGGGGCCGUGCCCAAGGCACCCAAGGGUUCCUUCAACGUGCUCUACUUCGCAAGUGCAAGCUCCUUCACCUCGAGAGAAUAUGAGACCCUGCCGGCGCCCCUCCCGCUGCACAAGUUGUUCGAGGUUCUGGAGGAGCGGUACACGGGCAUUAGGGAGAAGAUCCUGAGCUCUUGCCUCGUGACUGUCAACCUCGACUAUGUCGAUGUGUCCGAGAUCGGUGAUGGGGAAGACGAAUCAGCGCAGGUCAUGAUCAAGGAGGGCGACGAGGUCGCCAUCAUUCCUCCGUGUCAUGAUGCCUCUCUGGGCCAAGAACCAGGCAGCAGCGGCUCGGUCUCUCCUCCACCCCAUGUUCUCCGCCAACCCGACACCCGACUCCAACCGCGCCUCCACAUCUUCUUCAUCCAACCAGGAUUCUUCGCCCUAUACGCCCCGACCUUCCGUACCGCCCAAACGACCAGCACAACAAGAAGCCCAACAAGCACCGUCGACGCAAUCGUAACAAGCGACGUCAGCGUCGUGAUAGUCGAGACCUGGCACCCCAGCGGCCGCGUGCGCACCUCCCAGCGCUCGGCCCAGUGCGGACAGGUAUAG
Molecule: messenger RNA, 594 nt
Organism: Anthostomella pinea
Lineage: Eukaryota; Fungi; Ascomycota; Sordariomycetes; Xylariales; Xylariaceae
Source: the annotation of a GenBank genome assembly